AUGGGUGGUUGUGUUGCAAUUCCUCUUCCCUGCAAGAACACAACUUUGAAGGGGGAAGAUGAGACGAUCCAGCCGGCGAAGAUGGCAGGUCGUGUUCCAGGCGUUACAGUGUCCAUCGAGGCCGUCCAGAUGGAGAUUGCACAGAAAGGUGGCAGUCCGAGUCCACUCUUGGAGGCAGUCAUGGCGGGUCGCAGUAUGGAUACGGAGUGGGCCAGGGCAAUUGCCAAGAACAUUGCGAAGCCAGACUACACCCUCGGGCAGUAUUUCCAGGACCUGAUGGCCACUUUUCCGGAGCUUCAUCUGUUUGGCCUUGAAGGUAUGUCGGCAGACACCAUGGAGUUCAAGCGGGACUUCCUCUACGGUGGCAGAGUGGCAGGUGAUGAGUUCCAGCGCACGAUCGGAGCAUUCUUUGCAAUCUAUUGGUUGGUGCGCCAGAGCGUUGAUGGAAAGAACGGAUUUUGCCACGGAGUGGAUGACACAUGGCGGCCAUUGGCGUCUCGCGAAGGUGAGAGCGACAAGUGCCGUGCGUUCUAUGGCGACAACACGAUAUGGAAGCACUUCCAGGAUCUGAUGAUCGAUGCAGGCAUUCUCGUUCAAGGCAGUGGCUCGAAGCUCGAGGUGGACUGUGAGACAACUCUCGCACUUCUGGUCCUCACCGCAUUGCAUGAUGUCAUGAAGGUCAGCCUUUUGCUUCCGGUCGUUCAACCGCCUGAUGCUCCGUACCGUGGCUAUCUCAAGUCGGAGGUUGUCGGAGACCAUGACAUGGCAAUUUUCUAUUUGAUCGAGCGCUACCCGGAGCUUCUGCCGUCCUUGAGCAGCUUGAAGCCAGACCUUCAGUCAUCGGUGCGAAUGGUGCUGAGUGGUCUGGCCUUCAAUAACGGAUGGUUUGUGCAAGCAGAGGCCCCGCCCGGAGCAGUUCUUCGUGGGAUCAAGGCUGCAAUCACGUCGCAGAACAAGUCGGAUCGAAAGCUAACCAAGCGCGACUUGAGUCUGUAUUUUGUCCAUUGGUUGACGGACUUGGCGGGAGCCGAGCCUUCCCCGUUGUUGGGAUGCCUCAAGCUCACCAGUCAGCUCCCGCUUCCAGUUCUCAAGAGCUUCAUGGAAUCCGUGAAGUACAUCCAGCAACUGGCGGAUCGGACCGAGACGGAGGUGAUGGAGAGCUACCUCAAGGAUCGAUGGAGAAAUGCCCAGCCGCCAAUGGGGCCCUUGCCCAGCGGCCCCGAGGCUCUCGCGAAGACUCGGCUGCUUUGCAUCUUUGGCAUGCGAAG
Symbiodinium necroappetens is the source of this 1268-nucleotide messenger RNA. Lineage: Eukaryota; Dinophyceae; Suessiales; Symbiodiniaceae. The record is from the annotation of a GenBank genome assembly.